AUGGUUUUCGGCCAGAGGGGAGCACGCCCCUCCAGUGCAUCGCAUACUGCUGCUGCGUUCUACAUGCACCGUCGCUGCCGACAUCUCCCUACAUACGCGCAACCGCGGCUCGAAUCUGCUUUUGCGGGCUAUCCGACGACCGAGAGAGGCUACGGACGCUCUCAGCCCAGCACUUGCUUCGCCGCCCACGACGACGACGACUUGAUCCCCGAAGUGAUACAAUCCCCGGUCUUUAACGUGGAUCUCUCUCGCAUCCGCCUCAACGACGCCCUGAUAUUUCACGGGCUCGACUUUGUCUACGACAACUUCGCCUCUCGUAUCGACAAAAGGCAACAUAAGGACCAGCUAGGCACCGGACCAUCCUACGGAUUUCUGUUUUUAACUGCCUAUGAUCGUGCUUUGUUUAUAAAGAUUUUCAAUCGCUGGUCAAGGCUUCGCUACAAUAGCGGCCAACGAACCCUUGCUGAAGUCAUCUCAUCGCACCACAUAAUCUCCGCGUUGUCGAUGAUUACACUACCGCUGGAGGUUGAUGGCGCGCAUGCGGCUCAGGUCUGUAGACCGAUUGUCGCUAGGAGAAUUACAAUCUGCGUCUUCCGUGCUGAUGAUGAUGCCGCCAUCUCCUCCGGACUACUUCAAAAACCGUGCAAUAUCCCUGCUGGCUAG
This is a messenger RNA of Myxozyma melibiosi, 663 nucleotides long. RefSeq lists its product as uncharacterized. The transcript has 3 exons. NCBI's taxonomy places the organism in Eukaryota, Fungi, Ascomycota, Lipomycetes, Lipomycetales, Lipomycetaceae. Bases 1 to 663 code for a protein of 220 amino acids. The record is from RefSeq and is a predicted model, not a curated record.